Messenger RNA from Sebastes umbrosus (honeycomb rockfish), 3238 nucleotides. It is a transcript of the gene tbc1d15, whose product is annotated as TBC1 domain family, member 15. Gene Ontology annotation, biological process: activation of GTPase activity. Lineage: Eukaryota; Metazoa; Chordata; Actinopteri; Perciformes; Sebastidae. Bases 112 to 2076 code for a protein of 654 amino acids. The transcript has 17 exons. Gene Ontology annotation, molecular function: GTPase activator activity. The record is from RefSeq and is a predicted model, not a curated record.
GUGCGCAUGCGUACCACAGCUCUUCCAACCGGAAACUGACUUGUCAAUUUUGUUUUGGAAGUUGACAGGCACGUGAGCUGCUGACGUCACCAGCAGACAGAAAGCAGCGACAUGGCGACGGAGUCUCCUCUAAAGGUCAUAUUUGAACAUGAAGGAGUCUUCAUCCAUCCGAGCAGUGAUGAAGACGGCCUCGAGCAGGAUUUACUCAUAUCAGGCUCCCUGCGGAUUGUUGACAAGGAUGCUGAAGUCCUGGUGGAGUACAGACCUCUGGAAGACACAGUCGACCCAUCAAACAUGCUGUGUGCUGGAAAGGACUCCAGUUCAGUCAUGGAGUGGGACCAGUGUUCAGGUGGGAAGUCCCACCAGCUGUUAGAAAGCCAGCACAGCUACGAGACAGAGUGGGACAUGGUCAACGCCGUGUCCUUCAAGAAGAGAACCUGCACAAACGGAGAGGGCUCUCUGAACCACAGCCAUGAGAGGAGCCGGGGUGCGUUCAGCUUCAGUGUCGGUGACCUCCGGUCCAUCACAGUGAAGGAAGAAGGUUGGACCUUCCUGCUCCUCAAACUGAAGGAGUCCUGCGCCUCCCCGCCUGCUCUGCACUUCCACCAGGGCGGCAGCAGAGAGUUCCUGGACACCCUGAGGACGUUCGCUCUGCUCACCGAGGCUCCAGAGGAUGACACCUGUCUGUUGGUCAGCUCUCCUAACAGAGCUCUGUCUCAGUCCUUUGAGAACCUGCUGGACGACAACAACUUUGGCCUUGUUAAUCAGAAGUUCAGGAAGGAUCCGUACGUCACCACACUGGGGGGCUUCUCUAAAGUCACCAACUACAUCUUCGAUGCCUUCCGGGGGACAGAGGAGCAGCACCAGCGCCCCCCGGAGGAGGUGGCCGACCUGCUGGGGGAGGUCAUCCCGGGACUGGAGAUCAACCAGCAGGAAGAGCCCGGCUUUGAGGUCAUCACCAGGAUCGACCUGGGGACGAGGCCUGAGGUGAUGAGGAGGGAGCCUCUGUCAGCGGAGGACUGGACCAGACACCAGGAUCCAGAGGGGAGGAUGAUCAACAUCCCACGGCUCAAACAAGACAUCUUCAAAGGAGGACUCUGUCACUCUUUGAGGAAAGAGGCCUGGAAGUUCCUGCUGGGUUAUGUCCCCUGGGACAGCACGCUGGAAGAGAGGAAAGUCCUGCAGAGAGCCAAAACUGAUGAGUACUUUAGGAUGAAGCUGCAGUGGAAGUCCGUCAGUGAGGAACAGGAGAGGAGGAACUCAAAGCUGAGGGACUACAAGAGUCUGAUAGAGAAAGAUGUGAACAGAACAGACAGAACCAACAGGUUCUACGAGGGUAUCGAUAACCCGGGUCUGGUCCUCCUCCACGACAUCCUGAUGACCUACUGCAUGUACGACUUUGACCUGGGUUACGUCCAGGGGAUGAGCGACCUGCUGUCUCCCAUCCUCUACGUGAUGGAGAACGAGGUGGACGCCUUCUGGUGUUUUGUCUCCUUCAUGGACCAGAUGCACCAGAACUUUGAGGAGCAGAUGCAGGGUAUGAAGACCCAGCUGAUCCAGCUCAGUACGCUGCUCAGACUGCUGGACUUGGCCUUCUGGAACUACCUCGAGUCUCAGGAUUCAGGUUACCUGUAUUUCUGUUUCCGCUGGUUGCUGAUCCGAUUCAAGAGAGAGCUCAACUUCCAGGACGUUCUGCGACUCUGGGAGGUGAUGUGGACUGGUCUGCCCUGUCAGAACUUCCACCUGCUGGUCUGCUGCGCCAUCCUGGACUCAGAGAAACACAAGAUCAUGGAGGAGAACUACGGCUUCAACGAAAUCCUCAAGCACAUUAAUGAGCUCUCCAUGAAGCUGGACGUAGAGGAGAUCCUCCAGAAAGCAGAAGGCAUCAGUCAGCAGAUUCACAGCUGUAAGGACGUGCCUCACUCCAUCAGCAUUAUCCUGGGCCUGGACCAGGUCUGUGACUCUGGACCGUCUCCGGCUCUCCGGCCGACCCAGCGAGCCGACGCCUGCUCUAACGGACUCUUGAGAGGAAGCAGCUCUCACAGCAACGGCUGCAAAGUGGCCUUCAUAUCGUAGUGAACAGCAGAGACUGACUCAGUGUGUCAGCAGGAGGACGCCACAUCGCCACGGCAACACACAGGAAGAAGAGCGGGAGAAUGUAAAAAGGAUUUAAGAUUAUUCAGAAUCUUAUUUUUGUAAUUUCUUGUACCAUUAUUGUCUCUUUCAUUCAGAUCAGUCAUUCCCUCUGUCCAUGUCCUCUAAAGCUCCAUUCAGACAGUCAGUUAACUAGAGAUAUGACCACAGGUUAUUAUGGUCUGUUAUAGACCAUAGGGAGUCUGUUCUUCAUAACUCAGUGUAUUACUACAGUAGAUGGAGGUUAAAGGGGUAGUUCAGGUGUUUUUCAGUGUGGUUGUAUGAUUGUCAGUGUGUUACUACAGUGGAAUCAGACAGGAGAACCAGCAGGUAGCAGAUCAAUGUCCUGCUGUGGAAGGGGGCAGCAGCUAAACGCAUUUUACACACCUAAAAACAUCUAUAUCAGUUUAAGUGGACGCUAUAUUUAGAAUAUAUAUUUCGCUGCUUUACCUCGCCGUGAGACCGCUGUAUAGUCUGUUUCAGACCGGGAACUGAUGCCGUUAUCUAUGCUCCGAGAGCAACCAGACUCCAUUGAAAAAAACAGUAAUUAUACCUUGUUUGACUAACCGACGGAUGUAGCGGUAGACCAGCAACUCCCCUGUUCUGAGAGGUAAAAUUAUGGGGUUUUUUUUUCAAUGAAGUCUGGUGAUUAAAGCAGCUGUAGACGGGAGCAGCAGGAAAACGCGUUUCAGACACCUAAAAACUUCUAUAAGAGGUGAAAAUAUUCUAAAUAUAGCGUUCACUUAAACUGAUAUAGAUGUUUUUAGGUGUGUAAAAUGCGUUUAGCUAAUGCCCUUGUCCAUUGCAGGACAUUGAUCUGCUGCCUGAUCUACCUGCCUCUACACUGUCUGAUUCUACAGUAGUAAUACACUGAGAACACCAGAACGAUCCUUUAACUGACAGGAGGUGGCUGUAGGAGGAGGCGGAGGAGGAGGAGGAGGAGGAGGUCUGAAUGGAGCUUUAGAGGUGUUUUAUCUCCUCACAGUGAACUCAUCAUGUCCAACAUGAUGAAGACAAACAGAUCAAACUACUCUAACGCUCAUUAACCUCCCUCAGUAUUCAUUAAUAUCGUCUAAAAUGGAAUAAAAUAAGAUGUUAACGUGGA